This is a messenger RNA of Triticum dicoccoides, 1171 nucleotides long. Its product is annotated as gibberellin 2-beta-dioxygenase 3-like. Bases 104 to 1171 code for a protein of 355 amino acids. The transcript is spliced from 2 exons. NCBI's taxonomy places the organism in Eukaryota, Viridiplantae, Streptophyta, Magnoliopsida, Poales, Poaceae. The record is from RefSeq and is a predicted model, not a curated record.
AGCAUCCUCUGUUUCGGUUCUGCUCUGCUUCACUAGAUAGAAACCAGGUGCGCUCUUUAGGUAGCACAUACCGGAAACUGCUCUGUGAGAUCGUCUGUCGGCCAUGGUGGGGAUCACGGUGCCCAUGUCCAUGGACAAGAUCCCACUGGUCAAAUGCGCUAAUGCGGCGGCGGCGGCGGCGGUGCCGACUGUCGACCUGUCGGCGCCGGGCGCGGCGGCCGCCGUGGAGCAGGCAUGCCGCAGCGUGGGCAUCUUCAGGGCGAUCAACCACGGCGUGCCGACCGCCCUCACGGACGCGCUGGAGGCCGGCGCCGCGGCCUUCUUCGCGCUGCCGCACAAGAAGAAGCUGGAGGCGUCGGCGAACCCCUUGGGCUACGGCAGCAAGAGCAUCGGCCGCAACGGCGACGUGGGUUGGCUUGAGUACAUCCUUCUCUCCGUCGGGUCCGGCUCUGUCGCCGCCGCGUCCCUGCCGCCGUCGCUCCGGGCGGCGCUGGAGGAGUACACGGACGCGGUGCGCGAGGUGGGAGCGCGUGUGCUGGAGCUCAUGGCGGAGGGGCUGGGGCUCGCGGAGGAGAACCGCGGCGUGCUGCGGCGGGUGGUGGCGUCGGACGAAGCUGACGAGAUUGUGCGCGUGAACCACUACCCGCCGUGGCCGUGCCCCCUGGCGGCAGGGCAGCGCGGCCGCGGCGUGACGGGGUUCGGGGAGCACACGGACCCGCAGGUCAUCUCCCUUCUCCGGUCCAACCGCACCGGGGGCCUCCAGAUCAUGCUCCCGGACGGCCGCUGGGUCCCCGUGGCCCCCGACCCGGAUUCCCUCUUCGUCAACGUCGGGGACUCCCUGCGGGUGCUGACCAACGGGCGGUUCCACAGCGUGAAGCACCGGGUGGUGGCGCCGGCGGAGGGGGAGCAGUCGCGGCUGUCGGUGAUCUACUUCGGCGGGCCCGCGCCGACGCAGCGGAUCGCGCCGCUGCCGGAGCUGAUGCGGGAAGGGGAGCUGAGCAUGUACAGGGACUUCACCUGGGCCGAGUACAAGAAAGCCGCCUACAAGUCCCGCCUCGGCGACAACCGCCUCGGCCCCUUCGAGCUCUUCCCCUCCGCCGCCCAAGACUGCAGCAGCAACGCCGUCCAGCCGCCGGCGCCGGCGCCACCUCACGUGGCACCAGUGCACUAG